AGGGCAUGUUCAAGUACUCAGACCACCCCCUCAACCGGAGUUUGGGGCUGUCUUUUGACUAUAACGGGACUCUCGACAUCGUCAUCGCCCCCGGCCAGAAAGGCAUCCUGCUCCUGUGGUUUGAGAAGAGCCUGUUGUUUUCCCAUAAUGCAGGUCAGCUCGUCGACACCGUCCGGGUGAAAAAAGGAGAACAGACCUUGUUUACUUCCAUUUUUGAAGCCCAGAUCACCAUCCACAACAUUGCUGUCAAUGAAAACGAACUGGCAGUUAUAACUCGGGAGGAUAAUUUGUAUUAUGGCAAUCUGGGCAUCGUGCCAAGUUCCAUAAUCAAAGUGAUGGUGAGCAACCCCCACUCCCUGGGGUUCCAGGCCACCUUCUACGAGAGCGGUUACACAUCAGACGGGAACACCAAGUACAAACUGGAUAUUUACUUAAAACAGCAGCAGCACUGGGGCAGGACUGACUUCAACUUCACUUCCAGCUUAAAGAGAGCCACCAUGUCUACCUUAACUGUGGACAUAGCAAACAAGGAAAUUUCAUGUGUGGAUAUCAAGCCACUGUCGACACUGAUUUCAGUUGGCUGUGAUCUGGAUAAAAAGAUCGUCAUCCAGAACACAGUUUCUGCCUGUUCCAAGGGCGUCCUGGAUGCCUUGGCCCUGCAAGACAAUUAUAGCUUCAUCAUCGACAAGGAAUUCUACGACCCCGGCUUCCAGGGGCGGCAGUCCUCCAAGGACCUGCACGUGUUUUACUCCUACCAGCAGCUGGGCUGUCCUCUCCUUGUCUACUAUGAUACCCCAUGGAAGCCCGUGGUGGAGCUGUGGAAACAAGACCGUUUCCAGGAGGUCGUCGAUGCCGAGUAUGUGUUACUGGAGGUGAACGGGCAGUUUUCGUACUCCUAUUCCCUGACGGCCAAGUCGGCAAUGUGCACCUCCCAGCCGCAGAACUGGACCACCAUGAUAAAGGAAUCUGGGGGGCCUUUCUUCUGGAACAGAGAGAACUACGUGAGCUGCCACGACCCCAACAACGGUGCCCCUUUGAGGUGGCCAGAUGUCCAGUAUGAGAUCCUGGGCGGCCGGACAGCAAACCAGAUCAUUUUCAGCCACAACAACGGCUUCUAUGUCUUCUACAUUUCCAUUGUGGAUCCGCACUACAGCUACUGUCAACUGGAGACCGUCUUUAGCAUCUACGUGUAUGGAGCGUUCCCCGUGCAGCUGGUCUCUGCCGGGGUCGUCAUGGUACUGCUCAUCUCCAGCAUCCUGGGGUCCGUGUGGCUGGCCUACAUGAUCCCCAGGCUGCUACGCACAGCACGUGGCCGCAGGAUGACGAGCUUUGUGGCACAGCUGUAUGGGAGAUGCAAGACGGUCUGCCAGUUCAGGGCCUCGGCCACAGCCAGGACAGGCUCAGAGCCCAUGGGACGCCACCGCAGUUCUUAACGGAGGCAGGUCUGACCACUGAGGCCGGUCCACAGGGUCCCGACCCCUUGUCUUCAAAUAAAGUAUAGUGUAACAUA
Molecule: messenger RNA, 1510 nt
Organism: Mandrillus leucophaeus (drill)
Lineage: Eukaryota; Metazoa; Chordata; Mammalia; Primates; Cercopithecidae
Gene: CATSPERD
Product: catsper channel auxiliary subunit delta
Exons: 12
Coding region: 6-1433 (475 amino acids)
Biological process (GO): flagellated sperm motility; sperm capacitation
Cellular component (GO): CatSper complex; sperm principal piece
Source: RefSeq, a predicted model, not a curated record